Pomacea canaliculata is the source of this 1296-nucleotide messenger RNA. RefSeq lists its product as uncharacterized. The record is from RefSeq and is a predicted model, not a curated record. The transcript has 3 exons. The coding region runs from base 127 to 981 and encodes 284 amino acids. Lineage: Eukaryota; Metazoa; Mollusca; Gastropoda; Architaenioglossa; Ampullariidae.
GAUGGCGCAGAACAAGAACGUUUAAUGUUUUUUGGACUUUUCACAUGAGGGGAGGAGAUUGUUGAUGUCUUCAGUAUACAAUUUUCUUUAGUCAAAGCACGGUGCUUCCACUUCGUCUCUCGAGCCAUGUUUGGCAAGUAUCGUCUUCUAGUUCUCCUCCUAGUAGGUCUACUUCUGGGAUUAGUCAUCGUCCUCAUCAUGAGGCCACAGGUGCUAUCCACAAAAUGGAAUGUCUUAGCCGCGAGUGUGGGAUGCCAAGACUGUCCAGCAACAUCACAGAUGAAAGACCAGCGCAACACUCUCUCCAGAUUGCUGAACGAAAUGAAGCAACAGCUCGGACAGACAGAGUGCAACAUGGGAAAAAUACUCAACUCGAGAAAGUUGCAGGUGGCUAGCAGUGGAGGAUGGUGUGAAGAUGAAAGUGACCCCAACAAAACAGACACACACAUGUUUGACAAACAACUGGCCGAGUCUCUCGGUCACUUCCUGUCCGGUCAGCGAGUGGCGAGCUUUGGUGACGGACCCGGACAGUACAAGAAGUAUCUCCUCCAACAGGGGCUGGUCGCCUCCUACGACUCUUACGAUGGGGCUCCCUUCUGCGAAAAAGUCACAUCCGGGGAAGUCAAGUUUCUGGACCUGACACUUCCGCAAUAUGGACUUCCGGUGUACGACUGGGUGAUGUGUCUGGAGGUGGCGGAGCACGUGCCUGCACGAUACGAACGUGUGUUAGUCGAUAACAUCGCGCGACAUGCGCGGAAGGGCAUCGUGCUGAGCUGGGGUCACCCGGGUCAAGAAGGAUUUCAUCACGUGAACAACAAGAGCCCUGAAGACGUGAAGCGCCUGCUGGAUGAGGUUGGAUUCACCUUGAAUGACAGGGACAGUGUGUCACUCAGAAAAAAUUCCACAUUUGACUGGUUUAAAGCCAACAUUUUCGUGUUUGAAAGAAAAUCUGACUUUAUCAUGAUGAAAGAUAAUGAAUAGAUAGGUUAGUUCCCGCAUGAGAAAUAAAGAUAGUAUCCUCCCCCCAGGUGAUGUGAGGUGGAAUUUCAGGUUGACAAAGAUUGUAAUGUCGUUUUCUAUUAAAAUAGAAUGUAAUCUUUCUCCUCUAUGCAUAAAUAACAGAGAAAAAAUAAAGAUAACGAGAAAAUCGACAAGGGCAGGCAAACAGCGAUCUUCGAAGAAAAAAGACUUGGGAGCAUAAUCUCAUUCUCUGCAUUUCGUUUUGAACAUUUUCGUAACUCAGCAUUUAUAUUUGUCUUGCAUAAUUUUAAAAAAUAAAUCAGAAUAUGGCGAUAA